Molecule: messenger RNA, 2058 nt
Organism: Anoplophora glabripennis (Asian longhorned beetle)
Lineage: Eukaryota; Metazoa; Arthropoda; Insecta; Coleoptera; Cerambycidae
Product: cyclic nucleotide-gated cation channel beta-1-like
Exons: 7
Coding region: 1-2058 (685 amino acids)
Biological process (GO): monoatomic cation transmembrane transport
Cellular component (GO): intracellular cyclic nucleotide activated cation channel complex; plasma membrane
Molecular function (GO): intracellularly cGMP-activated cation channel activity; cGMP binding; intracellularly cAMP-activated cation channel activity
Source: RefSeq, a predicted model, not a curated record
AUGAACGAAACUUUCGAAUGUCUCAAAUUCACUGAUGUAGAAAGCCAAAUAAAAAUCGCCAACUACGGCCUAAAAUAUAGAAUAUUUGUUGUUCCAGGGAUCAUCACGUCUGGCGGAUGCAUGGUGGGUGAACGGCUAAGCAGCAGCGGCACCCGCUUGAACGUCACAUCCCCGGUGCAGUGCGCCGCUCCCACCGCUGCGCCCCACAAAGCCAGCACUGAGAGUGUCCACAGGGUGCUCAAGAGCGUCUCUAGGCAGAGCCUUCUAGAUCUGGUGGGCUGUAAACUAGGGAUGUCAAAGUCCCGUCAAUCGCAGGGCUACCAGCAACAAGAAGGAGGCUACUACUCGACGUCGCGCGACAGCAUCGCCUACAUCAACCGGGCGGCGAACGUCAGCUCGGCCGCUAGCGAACUGGACUUGUCGCGGAAGGCCAGGCGGAAGGACCUGCGAGGCCGGCUGAAGCUUCCCACCAGCGUCGCCUUGGCCAGUUCAGGGGAGGCGCCGCUGCUCGGCUCCUGGAGGACGGCGCCCGGAUCGACGGCCGGCACUAAUCCGCCCUCCUCGAACCAUCUCAACAGCAACAGCAGCUGUAACGGAACUGAGAGCCGAUACGGGUUUCGAAGAGUCGACUCGUACAGCUCAAGGUUGCGUGCUGGGUCACAGAAUUGGUCCUUUGUGUUCGAUCCUGCGGGGCGGCUGUGUUAUUACUGGUCCAUGGUCGUCUCCUUAGCGUUCCUUUAUAAUUUUUGGGUCAUUAUUUACCGAUUUGCCUUCCGGGAAAUUGAUGCGAAUACCAUCCUGGUGUGGUUCUGCCUGGAUUACUUCGCAGACUUCCUGUACCUGGUGGAUAUCAUGUUCCACUUCCGAACGGGUUACCUAGAGGACGGAGUGCUUCAGACCGACUCAACGAAGCUCCGCCACCACUACAUGAACUCCACCACCUUCUACAUUGACUGUUUGUGCCUGUUACCACUAGACUUCCUCUACUUAUCAGUGGGCUUCAACUCGAUACUGCGCUCGUUUCGCCUGGUGAAAAUCUACAGAUUCUGGGCGUUCAUGGACAGAACGGAGCGCCACACGAACUACCCGAAUCUGUUCCGCUCGAGUAGUUUGAUCCACUACCUCUUAGUUAUUUUCCACUGGAACGGUUGUUUGUUCCAUAUCAUAUUAAAAAACGAUGGUUUCGGCUCUAAAAAUUGGGUGUACAGUGACUCCGAAAGUACUGACUAUGUGAAAGCGUACCUACAAAGUUAUUAUUGGUGCACGCUGGCUUUGACCACCAUCGGGGACCUUCCCAGGCCUAGGAACAAGGGAGAGUACCUCUUCGUUAUCUUCCAGCUGCUCUUCGGCCUGCUGCUCUUCGCCACGGUGCUGGGCCACGUCGCCAACAUCGUGACGUCGGUCUCGGCGGCUAGGAAGGAGUUCCAGGCGGAGAAUUGUGAGCAGCGUUGGAACAAUAUCAGGCAUCGCUUUGCAGAAGAGAGACGCUUAUCGCAGAGGCCAUCUGGUUCCGAAGCGUACAGUAUUACAUGGCCUCUGUAUAAAUACUGCACAUUCCUGGAAGAUAUAGUAGUGAGUAGAAAGACGGUAGGAAAUAUACCAAAAAAUUCACCAAACAUUUUACAACCAGCAGAAGCUGGAAGUUCCUUGUGGAAUGAUUCCAUAGUAACGGAUGAUAUCACUGACUCCCCGUUGCCUAUUGACACGGAAGUAUCUGCCACGGAACCUUUACCGGAUGAUAGUAGUGACACCACUAGGCCAUCGUCGGCAUUGGCAUCGACAAGUACCAGUCGAGCAAGUCAAGUAAUUGUAAGACAAACUCCAAAACGCAAGAGAGAUGAAAAGAUGUCGGAGUUGGCAGACCUGACACAAAGCAUUAGUAAUGCUUUCAAUAAAUUAGGAGCAACCAGUCAGUCAAAUGAAAUGGAGAAUGAGGAGAUAGUGUUUGGGAGGGCGGUUGGACUCUGCUUAAAGUCUAUCAAAAAGAAAAAAGCCAGAGCACUAACAAAAGCUAAAAUAAUGCAAAUAAUCGCAGAGGCAACAAGUGAUGAAGAUUAA